AAUUUACUAGUGUUGUAAUAUUUUUUUCGUAAUAUAUUUUUAACAAAUCGAACAGUGAAUUUUAAGUGAAUGAAAACAAAAAGUAAUGAAAGUGAUAUAAAUAACAUUCCCGCUUAGUAAGUGGGUGAUGACAAAUUGACACUAGUGACAUAGGAAGUGUGCCAUAACAGUGGCAGGUGUCAACAUGGAUGUCAAGCAGCUACUGUGUAUGUGGCUGUUGUUGGCCUGUGUUUACUUUACGAACGCACAAGAAGAGAAACGCGUGGUGAAGCCCCCACCGACGAGGUUCACAUGUCGCGGCCGCGCGGCCGGCUACUACGCCGACAUGGACACCGGAUGUCAGGUGUACCACAUGUGCGACGGCAUGGGGCGGCAAUUCAGCUACUCGUGCCCCAACACGACACUGUUCCAGCAGCGCAUGCUCGUCUGCGAUCACUGGUACAUGGUGAACUGCUCCAAUGCCGAGCGCGACUACGACGCCAACCUGCUCAUCGGUCAGCGCGACAAGCCUUUCGUGUCUGAUGAAGACAUGAAGUCGCGUACCCCUCGGCCCGACGUGUUGUCAGUGCCGCCUAACAACAACUACUACGAUGGACUGAGGGAGGCAGAGACAAAGUUUCCGAUACAUCCCGGUAACAGCAUAGCAGGCCUCGCCGACUCUCUCUCAGAUGAUAACAACGACUUGGAUAGCGACAAACAUAGAUUCCGCUCGCAGACCUCUUGGUCCAUUGGGAAAGUGACAGAAAAUAACUUUGCCACCAAACACAGUAGGACUAAUAAACAAGACAGAGACAGCGUGACCGAGGCCUCCCAAAGAGUUCAGCCAACGUUUGCACCGACACCUAGCUACAACAUUCCAAACGACAAUCAAGUAAAUAUCCCAUCUCCUUCGAGAGAGCUCAGCCCACCAUUCCCACCGGCGACCACCACAGAAUCUGACGCAGAUAGAUUACAAUCCAAUUUCAAAGAUGGAAACGAAGAUCCUGUAUUUACCUUCAUUAAACGAUUCGAUCCAAACGUUCCAGACUCACAUAAAACUUCAAUGACCAAAACCGAGAUCAUAGACAUUAAUAAAGAAUUACCUCAAGGACAAGUCAGUUCGGAAGAAGAUAGAACUCCGCGUAGAAACAAGAACUUCGGAAACACUUUGAAUAAAGUGCGAAGCGAUAAAAAGAAAGGCGCCACAGAAAACACAAGAUUUGAUACAGUAAACGUGAAACCUGAUGCAAAUAUUGAGACGAACAACGAAAAUACAGGUACAAGUCAGGUCCCAGUCCCCGAUGUAAACUUAUUGCCUCCUAAGUCCGAAUAUUCUAAGAUACCGUCCACAACGAUGGGACCGCCGAUAUACUACGAAUGGAAAUGGGCGGUGCCGGCGUUCGGUCUGGAGCCUCCCAAAGAGAACAAUGUUACCAACACAACAGCGACACCACAAAAACGAACAUCACCGGCCAGGAGACCGUUCAGUGACAUCACCAGGACUACAACCACGCCCGCAGCGCCUGAACCACUCAACACUGAAUACAACAUUAGUUCGUACUUCGUUCCUGAUUACGUGUUCCCCCUGGACAAGCCACAUCCGGGAUAUGAUGAUACGGAGACCUCGUUGGAUGCGAGAGUGGGGCGACCGGGCAGGUCCAGCUACGGCGAGAACCCCAACUGUCCUCAAUGCCACCCCGUCUACCUCAUCCCGGGGACUUGCGAGCCCUGUGUUGUACGACGGUAACAAUGUACUGAUGGCAUGAGACCAUAGUGGGAACAGCAUC
This is a messenger RNA of Papilio machaon (common yellow swallowtail), 1766 nucleotides long. RefSeq lists its product as uncharacterized. Gene Ontology annotation, cellular component: extracellular region. The transcript is spliced from 6 exons. The coding region runs from base 185 to 1726 and encodes 513 amino acids. NCBI's taxonomy places the organism in Eukaryota, Metazoa, Arthropoda, Insecta, Lepidoptera, Papilionidae. The record is from RefSeq and is a predicted model, not a curated record. Gene Ontology annotation, molecular function: chitin binding.